CCCAACGAGCCCAUGGAUCUGGAGGGGGCCGAGGACAACCACCUAAGCCUGCUGGAGGGGCCCGGCGGGCAGCCCCGCAAGAGCCUCCGGCACUCGGCCCGCAAGAAGGAGUGGGGCAAGAAGGAGCCCCUGGCGGCCUCCCCUUUUGAGCGGCGGGAGGUGGGGCCCAAGGGUCCCUGCCCUGGGGAGGAGGCUGAAGGGCCAGGGGACAGGGUCCCCAGCGGCAUCCUGGCGGGCGUGGCGGCGGGCAGCGGCAGCGGGCCCUAUGGGGAUCCCCCAUACCCCUGCAAGGAGGAGGAGGAGAAUGGCAAGGACAGGAGCGAGGACAGUGGGCAGAGCGGCAGCGAGGGGGGCGGCGGCCGCGCGGGCGCGCACUACAUGUUUCGGCAGGAGGGCUACGAGGCGGUGUCCUACGGGGACAACCUGUACGUGUGCAUCCCUUGCGCCAAGGGCUUCCCCAGCUCCGAGCAGCUCAACGCCCACGUGGAGACGCACACGGAGGAGGAGCUCUUCAUCAAGGAGGAGGGCGCCUACGAGACGGGUAGCGGGGGCGCUGAGGAGGAGGCCGAGGACCUGUCGGCACCCAGUGCGGCCUAUGCAGCCGAGCCCCGGCCCUUCAAGUGUUCUGUCUGCGAGAAGACCUACAAGGACCCGGCCACACUGCGGCAGCACGAGAAGACGCACUGGCUGACGCGGCCCUUUCCCUGCAACAUCUGUGGCAAGAUGUUCACGCAGCGCGGCACCAUGACGCGCCACAUGCGCAGCCACCUGGGCCUGAAACCCUUUGCCUGCGACGAGUGCGGCAUGCGCUUCACCCGCCAGUACCGCCUGACCGAGCACAUGCGCGUGCACUCGGGCGAGAAGCCCUAUGAGUGCCAGCUCUGCGGGGGCAAGUUCACACAGCAGCGCAACCUCAUCAGCCACCUGCGCAUGCACACCUCCCCCUCCUAGAAGCCAAAGACCCGCCUCGGGAGCCUGGAAGGAAGGAGCGGAGGCCGGGCCAGCGGGAGGCCCGGGCCCCGGGGCCGGCCAGCGCCCCACACCCAGAGCUUUAAUCCACAGUCUGUACCAAGGGAAGAGAGGAGGGCAGCCAGUGCCCCAGCCCUGAGCCUAUGGCCACUGUGCCAUGCACUUCCCAUCCCGCCCGGCCCAGCAUCCUGCUCGGCUCCCCGUGGGGGCUGCCACGGGGCCCGCGGUAGUGGGCCACGGGGGUCUCCUGGGGACCCAGCCCCGUUCCUGCAGGCUGGGUCAGAGCAGCGGGAGUGGGGGCCUCCCUCUGGGCUGCGGGGAGCAGGGCGGCUGCGGCCCAGGGCAUGUGUGUGUGGCCACCCUGGUUCUGCGGGAAGCGGUGCUGGAAGGAGGGGACAGAGCCCUCCUUCCUUGAGCCAGGGGUCACCGCUCGGUGGCACCGGGACAGUCAGGGCCCCCACCGCCUACCUCUCUACAACUGAAGAGCCCUCUGGGCCCGUGUGGCUGUUAUUCCUACUGAUGUGUUCCUUUUUUCUUUCUGAAUUUUGUUUUUUAAACCAAAACCAACGAGAGUUUAUUUUUCCCCCGGCC
This is a messenger RNA of Vicugna pacos (alpaca), 1560 nucleotides long. NCBI's taxonomy places the organism in Eukaryota, Metazoa, Chordata, Mammalia, Artiodactyla, Camelidae. The record is from RefSeq and is a predicted model, not a curated record.